AUGCCUGCUGGUGUUUCCUGGGGUCAAUAUAUGAAAUUCCUUUCCGCGGCGAUGUUAUCUAUGAUGGCUGGCUCGCAACUGGUUCAUAUGUACUACAAACCAUUAGAUGAUUUAAAUACAUACAUAGAACGAGAAAUGGAUGCUACAAAUGUACAAAAGUUAGAUAUUAAGUCAACUCCGCCGGAAAAACCAAAUCAAACAGAUGGUGGAAAAAACUCGUAGUGUAUGUUAUAGUGAAGAAAUUGCAAUAAAAUAAAGUUUGAGCAUUUCUCUUUCUGAAA
This is a messenger RNA of Zeugodacus cucurbitae (melon fly), 281 nucleotides long. RefSeq lists its product as uncharacterized. Bases 1 to 222 code for a protein of 73 amino acids. Gene Ontology annotation, biological process: mitochondrial respiratory chain complex III assembly. The transcript has a single exon. Lineage: Eukaryota; Metazoa; Arthropoda; Insecta; Diptera; Tephritidae. The record is from RefSeq and is a predicted model, not a curated record.